AUGGAGCAGACGACGUGCCGGGCUACUCGACGAGGGGUAGUGUCGGAUCCCGGCGAACCCCGGCCCGCUGAACGCACGUCGCCGUCUGCCAUCCGCUCGUUCGGUGAUUUCAACGAGAACUUUGAGCGAAAGACGGUUAGCAGAGCCUUUCCCAUUCCCGAGAAGCCGGCGGUCCGCCGGCGUUUUCCCGUGCCCAGUGGUGAACGCCGGACCCCCGCGAGCUCGGCACUGCGACUGGCGGCCCGGGCGCGCGUCAAGUCGUUCGGAGUCGGAGGGAAACGAUCCCUCCGCCAAACGGUUUACGGCCGCGGCCUUUUCUUUUCUGUAAUCGUGGCCGCUCUUCUUCUGUCAGGGCUGAGCACCGAUGUCGCUGAGGGAGGGUCGGCGUCACCGACACCGGACGCGCCCGAGCCGACUCAGCCGUCAGUGGACGCGAUGAAAAUGGAAUUAAUGAACGGCCUGACCAAUCGGCUGUCAGUACGGUGGAGACGCGACUGGACUCCUCUGUUGGAUGCGAAUGGGGGCGAACCACUCGAGAACCGUUUGGCGCUGCUGAAUACAGUGACGGCGGAACUCAACGAUGUACUGAACUCUAUGCUCAGCGCCUUCCCGACAGUCGCACAGAAGAAGAGUGUGGAGUACUUCAUUGCUCAUACGAGGGAUCUCUUUGUCUUUGCCUUCCAGAGACGGCUGGGUAUCACAGAUAGCCAUUCUCUGACUCCGGUGGGACCGUUCGCGAGCACUGCGAACGGCGACCCCGACCAGCUGAAAGAUGUUGACCGCUGGCCUCCGCUGGAGAGCGGAACCAGCCCGGGGCAAACAAACAACGGAAGUGGAAACGCCUCUGCCGAAGGAGCGGCUGGCCCGCCCCAUGCCCGGGAAAAGCGAGAAAAACCAGAGAACAGUGCUGAAGGGGCGAGGGCCGAGACACCCGGGGAACUCCCGAGCGACGCGCAAGGCCACCAAGACGGCGACAGGCAGGCGAAUGCGGAACCACAGGCACCGGCGGAUGGUAUGCAGAAGACGCUGCACGCGCUGGAGGAGGAGGCGCAAGUGCUGACGACGGCCGACCACGGGCUGACGAACUGGGCGGGGACGCAGUCAGACAAUUCGGUGAGCGAGGCGCAAGCGAUGGAGGCAGAUCAAGUGUGGCAGGAAAUGGAACAGGUGUUGGAGAAGGAGCAAGUACAGGAGGCGGAACUGAACAAACAGGUGGAGGCAGUGUUGCAGGAUGAGUCAGUGCACGCGGUGGCCAAAGCGCUACGGCAGGCAAAGGAGGAGGCGCUGGCGGAGGCGCUAGAGGAAAGCAGUGUGGAGACAGAUGCCAUGCAGGAGACAGAUGCCAUACAGGAGACAGAUGCCACGCAGGAGACAGAUGCCACGCAGGAGACAGAUGCCAUGGAGGAGACAAAUGCCAUGCAGAAGACAGAUGCCACGCAGGAGACAGUUGCCAUGGAGGAGACAGAUGCCGCGCAGGAGACAGACGCCAUGGAGAAGACAGGGGUAGCGCAGGAGACAGAGCCCGUGCAGGUGGAAGUGGGAGAGGCGCCAGGGGCGGAUCUGCAGCUGGAGGCAGUUGCGCGGAAGGAGGGCGAAGAUGACGAAGACACGUACGAAGAAGGAACGCAGGACGAUGGUGAGGAAGACGGAGACGAAGAUGAAGAUGACGACGAUGACAUGGGGGAUGACGAAGACGGGGACGACGAAGAAGGCGAAGAGGAGGACGAGUGA
Messenger RNA from Neospora caninum, 1731 nucleotides. Its product is annotated as Tetratricopeptide TPR_2 repeat protein, related. The transcript has a single exon. Bases 1 to 1731 code for a protein of 576 amino acids. The record is from RefSeq and is a predicted model, not a curated record. Lineage: Eukaryota; Apicomplexa; Conoidasida; Eucoccidiorida; Sarcocystidae.